AUGUCAGAGAGCCACAGCGAUGCCACUGCAGAGGGACAGGGCGCCCCUGACCCCACCACGGAAGAGCCACCCUGCGCCGAGCUGAAAGCCGCUUCUGAGAAAUGGUAAGGGGGCCGAGGGUGAAGUGGGCAGUGAACAGCCCCCAAGGGCAGGUACAGGUCAGCUUCAAAAGCCCGCCGGGAAGGUGAGGAAGGAUGCUGUGGAGUGUGGCGCACUCAUGCACUGAAGGGAUGUGGUUGGUGGGUCGCUGAAAGCAAGAGUGGGAAGACCCCCACCCCUCAACCUGACUCCUAUCUGUCUUUCCAAGGGAAGCUGUAGUAGGGUGAUUCUAGGUCAGAUGAGUGACAGGGCGGGUUGGAUGCCCGGAGGCAAAAGCUUGGGAAGAGUAACGAAGGGGUACAAGCGACCUCUGCUGAAUCAAGGAAGGGAGCACGCUUAGACUCCAAAGGCAUGUGUCUUGGGAAACUGGCCUAGCAGAAAAUUGUUAGAGGCCCCCGCUGUUCACACACAUGCCUAGAGGGAGGCAGCUACCCAUAUUUUGGCUCCUGAUGCGGAAAAUGCAAAUGGCGUCCUUGCCUCAUUGGCUGCAAAUGAUCAAGCAAGGUUCGUUUUUUAAAAGGAUGGCUGCCAGCGUGCCACCAUUUCAUCAAGAUAGCCAAAAUCUGCCACCAGAGGCAGCUGCGUCACUCAGCUUCAAAGAAAGGCCAGCCCUAAGCAAGCCAGGCUUAUGUCUGGUUGUGGCAUAGUUUGUGGCUGAAACCACAGAGCUGUGUAUAAAGAUCCGCCAGCUCUUAGGACAGUUUUAACACGGAUUCCUCCUCCACCCACCUGGUUCGACAUCUAAUCGCCUGGCUUCACCUCUGGUUCUGAUCAGCUUCCGCUUCAAUGGGAUUUCCUAAACCACGUUAAUUGCUUCUCGGGCUUUUGGCUAAGAUCAAGUGUAGCAUAGCUAACAGGCAGGUGCGUUUUUUGAGAGCUUCAUUUGUUAGCUCAAAGCCGAGCGCUCUGCAAAACCUUGCCUCCUCGGCUAAAUCACUCACAUAAAACCUUUGCAAGACCUGAGCUGCUGGUUAAGCUAGCUCGGAGCUCCUGGAAAAAACCAAGAAUGCAAUACCUUAGGCUUUCUGCUGCCAGCCAGCUAUAACCACAUUCAAAUAUAUAUGGAGCAGAGUAGGGGAGGAAACCAAACAAACUUAAAAUCUAUUCUUCAGAAGAACAUCUGCAGGGAAUGGAAUUGACUGCUUGGGGAUUACCAGUUGUGAGGCCACACAAAUAUCAGUAUUCUGGAUCAGUAACCUGUGUAUAUGUUUAUAAUAAAUAGGCCAUAGCUUAGUCCCUGCUUUCAACGAGAACUUGGGAUAAAAAGUGAGGAGAGUAGGAACUGAAAAGUAACAGGAUAUAUUUUGCUUCCAGCAUACAUUGAAAGAGCAUGUGUUAAUAGUUAUUAGUUUCCCUGAUUUAAAUGAAGUAGUAGGGAUAAGAAGUGGCAACUUCCAGAGUAGCAGCCUGGCCUUGAAUAUAUGUUACUGGUGGUGUCUGUGUUUCUCACUGGCUGUAGUCACACUAUAUAUAUGUGGGGCAUCCUUUUGUUUAUUUUUAUCUACAGCAGUACCUUGGUUCUUGAACUUAAUCCGUUCCAGAAGUCCAUUCGACUCCUGAAACUGUUCGAAAACCAAGGCACGGCUUCCGAUUGACUGCAGGAGCUUUCUGCACUCAAUCGGAAACCACAGAACCCACAUUGGACAUUCAGCUUCCAAAAAACGUUUGCAAACCGGAACACUUCCGGGUUUGCGGCGUUCAGGAGCCGAUUUGUUCAACAACUAAGCCAUUCGGGAACCAAGGUACCACUGUAUAUCUACCUAGAAAGAAAGCUUGAGAUUCAGUAGAGGUUGCCCAUUAAAGCAAGUGGGGCAUUGCCCAACAAUCUUCAGCCACACCCAAUUUGCCUGCCUUUUUACUUAUAACCAGUCCAGGGGUCACUGGUCAGCAGCCAACAUUUGGAGACAGUAAGGUGUCAUGUAUUCUUCUAGUGCUAUGAGGAUGUGUCCCUGCUUACCAUCUCAAAUUUAGCACAAGAGGGGGGUAACAGAGCAAGAAGGGAGGGAAAUGGAGGCAGGGGUACAUAAAGCAGUUUUGAAACGUUAUACUGGUCAUGUAGAGCAGCGCUAAGAGUUGUAAAAGCCCAGGGGAAAGAUGUGGUUUUUACUUUUCCUGUGGCGUUUUUUUCCAUUUCCCCACCUUCUUUUGGGUUUUCCUUCCAGUUUUUUUCCAGACUGUCACCUCUGGACCUACAUUUGAUUUAAAUCGGAGAUAAGCCCAGUGCCUGUUUGGAAGGGGGUUGCACUCCUUCUAAAAGGAGCAGGGACACAUUUUAGGAAGACUCCUUGAUCUCUCUCUGUCACCAGAGGUCCAAGUCUGGCAAGGAGUGCGUCUUACCAAGUCCAGCUGGUUUGCCUCUUCUCUUUUUAACCGAUCAGCAUUUACGGAUUUUUAUUGGUGUUUUUGUAGGCGCCCUUUAUUGAUUUUAUUCUUAUAUGUUGUAUACCGCCUUGAUUAUUAUUUUUUUAUGAAAGUGUAAAUUAUAAAUAUAUAAACAAACAAAUGGGGCCUGGACUCCUCUAAUAAAACUGCCAACUUUUCGGGUAAGGGUCAUUUCACACUUACAUUGUGUGCACUAUUUAGCACAGCUCUGAAGAAAUAGCACAACACAUCAUCAUAAUCAUACAGACUAAUAAGGCAAUGUCUUUUACUAGGCCGACGUCAGUGAUGUCAGUUUUCAAGUUACACAGGUUUGUCUAUCAGUUUGAAAAAGUUCAUCGGCACAAAAACACCACACCCAAAAGCUUGCAAACACCAACAGAUAAUGGCUGAAUAAGACAGUGGAGUACCCGUCCUGCAUUUCCUUUUUUUUUUUUUUUUAAUUGAUAUUUAUUAAAUUUUCAAAAAGUAACAAGUAACAACAAACAUCUCCAAAAAAAAAAAAAAAAAUUUAAAAAUACAAAUAAAACAGAAACAAUACAGAAAUAGUAAAAAAGAAAAAACCCAGCCGCAAAAAGAAGAAAAAGAAAAACAGACAAACAGAAAUAUAAAAUCCUUUACUGAUCUCCAUUAACUUCCUUUCUAGACUUCCUCCUCCUUCCGUCUCUUGUUUCUUAGUAUUUAAUUUUUACAGCAAAUCCUUUCUAUUUUUUCAUAACAAUCUAUCAUUGCGUUUCCUUAUUCUAUUUUCCCUCUUGUCAUAUAAAAACUUUAAAACUCAAAGCUUAUAUUCAAUAUUUAGCAAAUUCUUACAUCAUUACCUUUUUUCAAAUCAUUUACCAAUCCUUACUUAAGUCAUAUAAUUUCAUUCAACAUCCUUCAAAUAUUUAUAAACAUUCCCAAUAUUAGAAAAUAAAAAGCAAAAACAAUAAGUCAGAUUCAAUCCAGUCAACUUCCAGCCUCCCCUCCCCUGGACCCGGGAUUGUCAGUCCUUUUAACCUCAAUAAUCCGGCUCCUUAACCUGGUUGUCUCAUAUCCGAGGCCCUCAAGUCUCUUUCUUGCCCCUUUCGCCUGCAUUUCCUAGGGCCAAUUCACAUAUUACUCUUUCUUUAAAAGAGAGAAAAAAGAUGUGAACCUAAAAUUUUAUUUGAAGUCUAUGCUUAAAAAUAUAAUGAAUGAGUAAAAGAAAGACACGUAUCAGACAGACAGGUUUCUGGUUGUAAUUUCCUUUCCAGUGUAUACUCUGUUGUCCAUAACUGUGGCCAGUUAUCACUAUUAACUGUAGAAGACCAUCUCGCAGCAGCCAAUUGCGUUUGGUCUGGUGGAGGACCAACGUGCAGCAUUUGUCCUGAGGUUCAAGUCCCAGAGUGGCAUGGACCAGUCUUGGAGCCUCAGUUGCCUCUCUGUGAAAUGGGUGUAACUUUAUGCUGGGUGGUUGUGAGGAGGCAGGUAGAAGAUUGUAUUUGCACAUGAAAGGUGCUAUGUGGGGUGGGGGGAGAGAGAGAAUUGAUGGAGAGGAAAUGACAGCUCUGCAUUUCUUCUGCCGUUCUUUGCAGUGAUACUAUUCAGACCCUGAGCCUCCUGAGCCUCAAUUAACUCAAGCAGCUAAAGCUCAACUAGGAGGAUUAGCGGGUAAGGAGUAAAUCCUCCUCUUGGGCCAAAGGCCAGGGUGAUUCUGUGACGGAUGCAUUUGGCCCCACAAAGCUCCCCACAGGAACUAGCACUCUGACCCAUUCCUGGUAACAGGAUUUUGCCAAAUGCACCAAAAUUUUAAAAUACAGGGCUCCAACCGAGCCUAUCCUUUAAUUUAUUUUGCGCAUACACACACACCCCACUUAAUAAAAACAUUGAAAAACCUCUGCACAAUAUACAGUGGUAUCUCGGUUUUCAAGCGUAAUCCAUUCCGGAAGACCGUUUGACUUCCGAAACGUUGGAAAACCGAGGCGCAAAGGGCAGUCUGCCAAUUCAAUAGAGACAACUGUGAAAAGCAACAGAUACACGCAGCGGAAGCUGUUCAACUUCCAAGGCACGUUUGAAAACGGAAGCAUUUACUUCUGGGUUUUCGGCGUUUGAAAACCAAAACGUUCAACAACGGAGACAUCAGAAAACCGAGGUGCCACUGAAUAUAAAACAAUAACCAAAUAACACAGAUUUAAUCAGCAAAUGUUUAAAACGACUAUGUGUAACUAAAGUAUGUGUCUGGAUACGAUUGCUGGACCAAAUUAAGGCUUUGGCAAGUGCCUAAAACUUGCAAGGGUGCCUGCCUAAUAUUAAUAGGUAAGAACUUUCAGCGUGUUAAAUCCCAAGUUGGAGAGGGGAGUUCUCCCAAAGAAUCUUGAGAACUGUGCAUUAAACGUGCUGGAAACUGUAGCUCUGAGGGGGUAAACUAGAGUCUGUAGAAUUCUUUGGGGAAAGCAAUGUGCUUUCUAAAUGUAUGGUGUGGAUAAAUAAAUUUAGUUUUGUAAGUUCACACUCUAGCUUCAGGACACAAAACAGUUGUGUAUACCUUUAAAGUCCCUUCAAAACACAUUCCCCCCCCUCAAAGUAUUCUGGGCACUGUAGUUUAGUCCUCACACAAUUACAAUUCCCGGCAAUGCUUAACAAACUACAAUACCCAGAAUUAUCUGAGUGAACGAAUGUGCUUCAAAUGUGCUUUAAAAGGUGUACUGUGUAUGCAGCCUUAUUUAUUGGGUUAGAUCAGUGGUUUUAGGAAUAGGAAGGCACAAGUUUUACCUGUAUUUUUCCACCACAGUAGUUGGAGGGAGUCGUAAUUGGGGAAAGGGUUAUGUAUACACACGGACUCCUCACCUCUGCCCUGGCUAUGUUUCAGCUAGAAACCAUAGAGAAGGGAGAGGCAGCAGAUUAUGUUUAGAAAUCUUCCAGCAUAGUCUUACUUAGUCUCAGCUCUGGUUUCAAAUGCACCCAGAAGUCCUACUUCUUGCUCAGUAAAUAAUCUUGGACAAUUAUUUUGUUUGCUUGUUUUCUGUAUUUUGAUGCCAUAUUCCAGAGCGACAGCCCUCUCAAGGCAGCCACAAUCAAGCUGUGUAGACACAUUGUUGGCUUAGAACAUGGCUAGGUUGUUCUUUUUAUCAAUUCAGGUCAAAGCUGGUUUGGGAUAAAUGCAGCAUUUCAUAAUAAAUGAUAGGAUAGAUAUGGAUUGUGACUAAUGCUCUGUGUACAGUGAGGAAUGCUGAGAAUUCGGCUAUAGUGCAGGGUUGCCAUAUGUCCGGAAUUUCCCAGAUAUAUCCAGAAUACUGCAAUUGGAAGCAGUGACCAGGCAGAAAUCGAUUAAAAAACAAAUGUCCGGGGAAAUCUGGACAUGUGACAACCCAUGUUGGCAAUGUUGCUUUUGAUUAUUUUCCCUAAAAAUAGCUCAAAAACAUUGGAAGGGUGGCAAAAAUAACCUUUUCUAUCUGGAUUUUCACUUUGAAAUACAGCAACCCUAUUAGAGAUCUCUAGGCUUUAAAUCUCAAAUACAAAGCCUGCAUCCCUUUGUAAUUUUGGAGAUAUUCUCUCCUUUCCUUAAGCACCUCUCCCCUCACCACUACCCUACUGUCCCCUGCUUUUUCUUUUGUGACAUCACUGUGAUUUUAUAAUCUCUCUCUCUCUCGCACACACACACACACACACACACACACACACACACUUGUUUCCGUCUGCCAGGCUAAUCCUAAAAUGCCUGCAGAGGGGAUUUUCUUUUGGAAGAUGAUAGUUUGGAUUUACCAGAAAUAAUACACUACCAAGCUCAUUCCCCAUUUUUUUUUCUUUUUUUGCUAAUGACCAGGUGGCUUGAGCUAAAAAAGACUUAGAAAAGAUGAGCUGGCAGGGUACAUGCUGCUCUCUAGAGACAGGGCAGACACCUAAUGAAAAGCAGUCAUUUUGCACAUGCAUACAUACAUACAUACAUUCCAGAGCAAAGCCACCACACUUCAAGCAAAAAAAAAAGGUGCUAGUAUUGCAAUACUGCACGCAUAUAACAAAUAUACACCAUUGUUGUUUAUUAUUUAUUAUUUUCUUUAUACUGCUUUUCCAAAGCAAAGUGCCUGAGGCAGCUUACAAACCAAAAGCAAUAAAAGAUGGCUUCACAUAUGUCUCAUUCUUGAUGGAACAAUUUUCUUUGGUGAGAAAAAUGGUGGUCUCCUAUAUCCAGUUCUUUUGGAUAUAGCUAUCUGGUAUAGCCUUGCCUUCUUAAAUACUUUCUUGAUGGGUGACCCUGGUCUUUGUCCCCUUAGCAACCCACACUCAGCUAGCUAUCACCAGGCAGGCCUCGCUUGUUAACCUAGGGUUCAGUGCAUGGCACAGUGUAACUUUCCAAACCUCAAUUAAAUGCUAGCUUUUCUUGGACCCAGGAAUUCAGGGUGUCUCACACCCCACAUCAUAGCGCAGAUAGGGACUUUGUGUAAGCAGACCUUUGUGUAACUAUUUUGUUAUACUUUUUCGGAGUACCUUGUGGGUGUAGGUUAUGGUUGUCAUAUUUCAACAAGGACACCCUAAAAAUUUUGACCUUUUUUUUUAGGAAACCCUCAAAGUUUCUGAGCUUCUUUUUUUUUACAAAAAUACCCCCCAAAAAACAGGGGUUUUUUAUUGACUUGUCUAAGAUCCAGGACAAAGCACCACCUUUCAGAUAAGACCCCCUGGACGUCAAUUCCGCCUUUGAAAUCCUGGCAAUGUCGGAGGAAAUCCAGAUGCACAGCAGCCCUAGCGUAGGUGUGUUUUAUGUGUGUGCUUUCGUGGUUUUAAGAUUAGUCACUCUGACUGGUUUAUGCUUGGACAGGAAAAGUGGGGUGCAUUUCAUGUAAAUAAAUCUGUGAAUUAAAAAUGUCGCAACACACUCCGAUCGACCUCAGCAGCUCUGAUCUGCCUGUUGGUACUAAUGCAGGAUGACAAGAACGCCCUGUGACUUGCCAUCUGCCAGGCUGUGUUGGGGAUGGGGACAUAGCUGCCGCUAAUGAGGCUGCAGGGAUUUUUGAUCAGCAGGGGACAAUCAAUUACAUAACUGGACUCAGGGAGGGGGGCUUAUUGAGGGAAGAGAGACACGACACACUUGCCAAGGUCAGCAAAGGGGCAGGACAAGGAAUGGCAGCAUAUGUCUCCAAAUAUCAGUCGCUGGGGGUCACGGGUGGGGAGAGGGCUGCUGAGCUCAAGUCCUGAUUGCAGGCUUCCCAUAGGCAUCUGGGCUGGCCACUGGGAGAGCAGGAAGCUGGUCUAGAUGAGCCAUGGGCCUGAUCCAGCAGCGCUCUUCGUACAUACAAGUCAUGACUCACAUCCAGUGUGUGCUCAGAUACCUAGAGAAGUUGUGCAAUCCCCGUCAUUGAACCUUGUCGAGGAAAGCCGGAGCAGUGAUGUGUCUGCUUACAAAUUGCCAAGACAGAAGAUACAGGUUUACAUAACACAUGCACAGCUCAAUGUAUAUCUACCGGUGCAAAAUUUAGAAAUAAUAUAGUAAUUCAAAUAGAAAUGCAGUAUAUGUCACCAGUGCUAUUUUUUAGAAAAAGAGGUGCUGGAACUCACCAUGAACACCUCCUCCCUUGUUCUCUUAUUAUGGCAAUGGCACCCACCUGAAAAGUGCUGGAACUGAGUUUCGGCAAGUUCCAGCAGAAAAAAAGGUUUGUGGCAAGAGGACUGAUGGCCUAUCAAAUAGAGGACUGUCCUCUGUAAAGUAGGACACAUGGCCGGGUCUAGCAAGCAACCUGUCUCAAGCUGUGGGCCUAGAGCAGCUGUGGUCAAGAGAAAGAGAGCACUGUAUAAAUAUCAAUGUUUGUUAUUGUGAUGUUAGUGCCAACAAGGCUGACGAAUCUUGACUAUACAUCGUACCUUGGAAGUCGAACGGAAUCCAUUCUGGAAGUCCAUUCGACUUCCUAAACAUUCAGAAACCAAAGCACGGCUUCCAAUUGGCUGCAGGAAGCUCCUGCAGCCAAUCAGAAGCCGCAGAAGCCCCGUCGGACAUUUGGGUUUCAAAGAACGUUUGCAAACCGGAACACUCACUUCUGGGUUUGCAGCAUUCUGGAGCCAAAACAUUCGAGUACCAAGGCAUUAAGACUGUAUUGGCUUGGGGAAGUCCUAUCAACUUGAUCUAUCCUACAGAUGGAUUGAAGCAUAGCUUUUGCUGACUAAAAGGCAAACGAGAACCUUAAAAUGCUUUUUUUUUAAGUACUCAGUUUUAGGAUUUUUGACGAUGAUGGUGAUAAUAGUUCAGUCCUUAAUAAUAAUAAAUAAUCUCUUGUCAUUUGAAAUUAAGUUGAGAUCUUACUACUUAAAAUCUCUUUGUAGGUAGGUUUCAGUUUAAGUUUAUCAGUUAUGGUGAGGGGGAGACAGGAAAGAUCUCUGAUCGCUGUGCAGGAUUUGGGCCAAAUUCAAUCCAAGUUGAAUGAGUUUGGGGUUUUUUUAAUGAAGAAUCAUAGAACUGUAGAGUUGGAAGGGACCAAAAGAGCAUAUACCAAAUAUCUUACUUCUGACAUAUUGGGAUUGCAGUGUUAAAAACUGCAGGUGCUGAAUCUUUUAAAUCUAUGAACACUUAAAAUUGUACUUUGCAAAGAAAGAAAGAAAGAAAGACAGAAAGAAAGAAAGAAAGAAAGAAAGAAAGAAAGAACUCUGCACUGUAUGUUUGCAUGCUCAAUCCUGUUAAUCUGUGGACCUGAUGGGAGACGACAGGCAAAGGCAGCCAGCCAGAUCCUCCUAUCUCUACGCAGCAAACGUCUCCAAUGGCUGGCACCUGCACAACCACGUGGAUCCCAACUAAUCCACUGCCAGCAGCACAUCCCUGACCCACAUUGGGCUCUUCCUGCUGCGUUUCCCUGGCAACAGGCCCUGCGUGGAACUGUGGGAUUGGUGUGAUGGUCUGUGAUAACUCCCUGUGUGCCAGCACACUGCUCAGCAGAGGAAGCUUUCCCCCAUCUCCUUAUCGGAAGAAGAGUCAGUGGUGGAUUUGCUGCCUGCUAAUGCCACUGUUCAGUGAACAGAGCCAGGUGUGGGGCGGACGGCAGGGAGGGGGUAGAGUUCUGCUGAAUGUUUCACCAACCAUCCUACAAGUUGUUCUGCAUCUUUUGGCACUCUUAAAUACACCCAGCGCUUUAAAGUAGCUUCUAAGUUUUCCCUCGCCUACCAUUUCCUGCCAAAACACAAAGGGGGCCAGGCGGCAGGUCUAACCAGCACAUAGCACCCUAUGGGGCAACACACCUCCAUUUUCUACACUAACUCCAGAACGUCCAAAAUGGAGAAGGAUGUUAUGGCAUGGCAACCAGAGAGGCAGGGAGCAGGAGAGAAGCUGACUCAGCACAGGCUUCAUUAGGACCAAACAGAGUGGACAGCCAUGCGGCAAUAAUGUGGCUUGUCUAGCCCUGCGCAAGUAACCCUUUACUUGCCGCAGUGUCCCUGUACACACUUCCGCUCACACAAUUUAAAAAUAAUGAAGAAAGCUCCUUCGUCCGAAUUAAACACACACAAAAUUGACCAUUGUUAGUUCCAUGCAAUUUGAACCAGGAGGGACUGACAAAACUCGGUUAGAUAACAAACACACUUGGCCAUUCCUUGUUAGCUUAUGCCAUGUCUGUGCUAGCCUCAACGUAAUGGGAUAAAUAGAACGUGAAGUGUUUUGUGUGUGCUGUUAAGGCCUGCAAAGCAUUCUCCUGCAGUCUAUCUAAAACCGCUGUGUAGGAGCUGCCAGUCAAUACAUCAAACCAAACAGAUGUAGAAAGUCUUUGGGAUGCAAGUCAAGGUGGGCAGAAGAUAGCAACCCAAACCUUGACCUAACAAGGGGCUAACAGUCCUCAAGGGGCUAUUAGAAUCAAUGGUAUAUCUCCUUUGUUUUUUGUUUUGUUUUUUAAAUAAUUUUUAUUUGGUUUUACAAAUUUAUUCACAUUCAAAAUCACAAAUAGUAAAAAUUACACAAGAUUCUUCCAAAUCUCUAGACUUCCCUUGUCCCCUCCAUUGGUUCUUUAGUUAACUUUUUCAACUGCAUAUUAUAAAUCACUCUAGUUUUUCAGGUUUCCAUUGUGUCCAAAGUCUAUGUAACAUUACAAGAGUUAUUUAAGACCUGCUAAAGAGUUCAAGUGUUUACAGUGGUCUCUCAAGUAUAAUAUAAAUUUUCCCCGAUUCUUUGUUGAAGUUCUGAUCCUCCUGGUUUCUGAUUUUCCCAGUCAUUUUUGCCAUCUCUGCAUAGUCCAACAGCUCAUUCUGCCAUUCCACUCUGGUAGGGACCUUGUCAUAUUUCCAGCUCUGGACAACCAACAUCCUUGCAGCUGUUGUUGCAGUCAUAAACGGUCUUUUCUGAUCCUUCGGUAUCUCUGCAUCUAAUGGUAUAUCUCCUUUGUGCUCAGUUAGGUGUUAGAAUCCCUGAGCUAUAUCAAUGAAGAUACAAACUUGCAUAAAUAGCUUACCCCAGAGUAUGGCUUAUGGAAUACAGGAGAUAAUUAACUCCGCCCACAUCAGCAUUUUGCAUCCAGCUCGGGCCCCUCCAAGACACCAUUUUGCACCUGGCUCUGACUGGUGGACCUCACAGUAAUAAUAAUAAGUACUUGUACCCCACCCAUCCAGCUGGGUUGCGCCAGCCACUCUGGAAGUUCCUGCAAACCUGACAUCUGUCUGCGCCUGAUAUGAGCUACACAGGGAUGAGCAUGGCUGGAUUAACCCCACCUUCUUUAGAAACACAGGCCAAGAAGUUAACAUAGGGUUCCUGAGGACAGUCCCCAGAUUUGCAAAUCUGUCCCCGGACAAAUUCCGUCCCCGGAAUGUCCCCAGAUUUGCAAAUCUGUCCCUGGGAAACGUGGCAGUGGCAGCCUCAGUAGCCUGGAACCAGCCUGGUAGCGCAGUUGGCUCUGGCUGGCUUCAGGAGCUGUUCACUGCUCACUGCUGCCACCACUGCCAAAGGGGAACUGGGGGCGUGUAGUGGUACAAAUCUCCUGCCCCCUUUCCCCUUUGUUUUUACUGAUGGGGGAGGGGUGCAAGGCACGCGGUUUCUCUGCCGGGCAAGGUGCAAAGCCCUUCUUUUGCACCCUGUGAAACAUAAAUGCGCAGUGUUUUUUUAAAACUGGGCAAUGACGCGUCACCUGCCCAUGACUCCCGAGCCUCCCCCGAUCUCCUGUCCCCUUCCCCCUUUGUUUUGACAGAUCGGGGGAGGCUCGGCAGCCGCAGGCAAGCAGCCAUUGCCCAGUUUUUAAAAAACAUUUUUGUUUCACAGGGUGCGAAAGAAGGGCUUUGCGCCUUUAUACAAUUUGCAUGUGUGCUUGGGCCCAGGGUCUUUUGCCUCACCAUCCCCACUGCUGACUCCCUGUUGCUACUCAGCUUCAAAAAAAAAAGUGUCCCCAGAUUCAUUGAAAAAAUUCUGGUAACCAUAAGUUAACAUCCAAGAAUGGUCCAUACCUCCUGGCUUCCAACAAAGGGACAAAGCUGUCGCCCUGAGGCUCUUUUUGUCUGGAAUGUGCUCAGCUGUAGCAGACAGGAAAGGGGCCCAAGUGAGGAGGAAUUUGAGCAACUGAACCAGGCAGAGAGAGGCAGAAACAGCAGUGAAGACUAUUCUGAUCUCAGUGGGAUCCCUCUCCUAUCAGGUCACAAAGGGCUGGAUGCCCUCCAUGCCAAGAGAGACAGUUACCACGGAGGUGCCAUCAUGGUCUCAUUGUUAGCAGAAUAAUUCACUUAAUAUUCUCAAUUCAUGAGGUGGGGGUGUUCUUCCUUUACCUUUUAUGAAAACCCGUCAAACUUUCAGGCCCUCCAAGUGUCCCUAUUUUCCAGGGACAGUCCCGGAUUUAGAAACACCAUCCCGGUUUCUGAUUUGAUCCCGGAAUGUCCCACUUUUACUUAGGAUAUCCCUAUUUUCAUUGGAGAAAUGUUGGAGGGUAUGGAGUUAUCCGACCCCUGAGGCGUCUGAAGGCAAUCCUGUAUAGAGAAGUGUUUAAUGUUUUAUUGCGUUUUUAUAUAUGUUGGACGCUGCCCAGAGUGGCUGGGGCAACUCAGUAAGAUGCGGGGAGUAUAAAUAGUAAACUUAUCAUUAUGGAAUGGGAUGUCCCUAUUUUCAUCGGAGAAAUGUUGGUGGGUAUGCCUUUUACUACUGAGAAGCCCCACUGAAGUUAAAGGGCCUUACUUACACCCAAGUGUACAUCAGGAUUGACCAUAAUUGACUUUUUGCUGCAUGAUGACCUCUCUCUUCUGUGGAGACUCAGUUGAUUCAGCUGUGCAGGGAAGGCAGACAUCAAAAUCUGCAGAAGUCCAACAAUCCUUAGAGGUGGGGGAAGCACGAAGGACAAAAACUCUAGAAAAGUGGUGCAGUUCAGGAAUUCAGAGGAAACUUGGCUGAUUAGUAAAGUUAGCGUUGUUGAUACUUCUCAUGUGAUGUAAAUGGGUGUAGAUGGAAUGGUUUAUUGAAUGAAUGGACUUUAAACCAGUUAGGCUUGCUGAAAUGCCACAGGAGUCAAAGGAAGGGAACUCAGUAAUAACCAGAAAUUCAAGUACAGUAUCUUAUUUUGGAACUUAAAGGAAAUCUGUCAUUUCAAAGAUGCUGGGGAAAAUAUUCCUGGAUAAGGUCUGAAACUUAUAAUAAAAUUAAUAGUUCAUUGUUAAAGUACGCUAAACCUAGUCCCUUUCUUAGUUAACUGUGAUACAGCCCCCCCCUAUUUACGCAGGCAUUGCAUUUUGGGUCAUCACACGAUGGCCGAGUGUGCAUAAGCCCAUUAUGCCCCCGUUCUGACCUUUUCCAGCCACUUACGGGUUGCUGUGAUGCGCACGUGCGCAAUCAGUUGGACGCACAUAAAUUGGUUGUACAUAAGCCAAUCGGAAACCUCUAUAAAUAUACAUUUGUGUUGUAAAUUAGGUUCUUUCCAAGAGAACCUCCCUGGCUUUGAGGCCAGGAAUAAUCCUUAACAUUUCAGCAGAGCUUUUUCUACUGGGGAAAAACCUCAUAAAAAUAACUUCGGUUGAGUGUCUUUAUGGAGAGGCACAACUAUUUUAAUAAUAUUUUGAAACACGUUUUUUAUCACUGUGCAAGUGCAUUGUGUUUUUAUCUGUGUUAUACUCUUGUCUCUGGCCAUUAUGGAAAUAUUAUUUGAUAAUUUGAAGCAAGUGUUCUUAUAAAGACCUUCCCUCGAGUCUUUUUGAUUCAAAAAUAUUCUGUCAGUGUCACUUCUGCCAGAACCCAGUGAAGCUCAGGCAGGUCUACUUCCUCCAUGAGAUAUCUUGCAUUGUCUAGUAACACCCAGACUCUUUCUUGCAAGCGGCUUACUUUGCAUGCUGCUUUCUUAGGGUCACUAGUUCAGAGGCAUCAAGAACAACCAACCUGUGGAUGGGUCCACCCUCAAAAGCAGAGACUACGUGAGCUAAAUGAGAUGUAAGCUUGAUGUACUUAUGUACUUACGAGACAGUGUGACCUCAAGCUACUACAACUGAAAUACUACAACACCUAAGGCGUAGACGAGUCGAAGAAAGGGAAACUAGCCUUUCCUAAUCGCUUUAGUUCCCAAAGGUACUGAACUGACCUAGGUCUCUAAAAUUCCCAAGUGGUGCCACGGAGAGCUCCACCAAACUUGCAAUUUUUCUCCCUGCCGUCAAAAGCUUCACCUGCUAAGUUUCUGAGAGAGUACCAGAACAGGGGCUAGGGCAAACAGGCAGCAAUUCUCUUGGCAUUUAAUGAGAGCUGGCUCCGAAUAGAUCUGCAGGCUCCAGCAGGUCCUUUCCCUAUGCUUAUCUCAGGAGCGACCCUCCCUCUGCCAGCUUUGCUGCUGCUAUCUCUGGCCCGCAGGCCUAACCACCAGCACUUGGGUCUCUUGGUUGGAGGGUGGUAGGUAGUAUCUGCAAGCAGUUUGCAGCCUUUUGAGAAUGAGCCUGUUCCAGGCUACCACCCUUCUAUCUGGGAGGGUUUACUAUUCUUCCAUUAACAACUGCAUAGUAUGUUGCUGUUGUUUUUAAAGGAAGGAGAAAAUAGGUGACACUUUGCCCAGCAUUGCAGUUAGAAAAGAGUUCAGCUGCCUUAUUUUGGCCAGCCAUCCAGCUGAUCAAAACACAUAGUAGGAAAAACAGAAACAAAGACACCUUUAGCAAGGUCAGCAAGCAUCAAGCAGGCAGCGAGCCUCUCCUGGCUAUGGGUGGCCCUCUGCUACCACCUGGCGGCCAAUCCAUCUAAAGUUAAUUGACACAAGGCACAAAAUAUGCAAGGUGAAAGUUACAAGUUAGGGGAAGGUGCUGUUGCUGCUCAUCGAAAGCACUCAGAUUAUAAUGGUAGCAAGGACAAGGUCCUGAAUUCCUCGUGACCUCUAUUUUUUAAAUCUUCACUCCUGCUCUAUAGCCCAAUUUGCUGAUUGCAUGAGGAAAUGUUUAUUGGCUUUCUCUUCAGACACCCAAGACCUGGUUAUGGCAAAAUGAUGGUUGUUUCUUUUUUAUCGCUUUUCAGGAGAAAUCACAUUAUUGUUUAGCCCUUAGAACCUUGAAGGUGUCCUCUCUAGAUGACCUGCUUAUUGAACAUGCACAAAGCUCACACAGGUUUGAACAUGCCCAGUCAUUCUUAGGCAAUACUUCCGAUUUGGUUACAGGGAGAUUUACAUGACAGGCAUCCAUCCCGUUUUUUGUGCUUGCUGCACGUUUAUACACUACUUCCUGUUAACCAUUCAUUUGCCAUGCACUCCCCCUCGCUAUCCCAACCACAAGAAGACUGUUGUUUACAUGGAGUUGUUGCACUAGGGCCAGGGCAAUAGAGUGUUUUAAUCCACUUUAAUUGCACAAACCCAAAUUUCUAGCAUGUUUAAAUGCACUUUGUUAAGCUAAAUUCGUUCCAUCACGUUCCACUGGGUGGGUGGGUGCUUCCCGUAUGAGCUGCCAGGUUAUGGUUUUUGAGGGUGCAAAUGCCUGCCUUGGAUCUAUCCAGAUAAUAGGCUCACAAGCACAUUAUGGAGUAGUCCUGCAAACCUAGAAUAAAAAAGGGUUGCCAAAGCACAACAUCUAGGCACUGAACCACUCCAAGCUGCUGCAAGUGUGCAUGCUUGUUUGGGGGUUUUUGCAAGUCAAAAUCUUUACAGGGCAGGAAAUGUAAAGGCUCUUCACUGUUUCCAUUUACCUCCUGUAGCAUUAAAGAAAAGGGAGGAGAGGCAUGCAAGGAGCUGCUGGAGGCAUACCACUCGUGUCUGCGGGCGCUGGGCAUGGCCCACCAAGAUCUAGAAGCCAACCCCUUGGUAAGAUAUUGUCCUAUACAGCGCAAACAGUUGAAAUGAAGGGGUGGGUGCUGAAUUUAAAAGGUAUAGAGACAAUAGCAAUACUCUGGACUCAGCAGUAAAUGGGAUGCAUUAACUGCAGCACCCUGGGACACAGGACUACCUGCCACCAAAGGAAGUCCCUGAGGUAGUGGCAGCUGUGGCAACAAGACCUAGGCUCUCCAUUCCUAGCUCUUUUUCAAAAGUGACCCUUCUGGGACAUAUAGUUGUGGACCAGGGAUAAUACAGCAUAGAUGAGAGGCAGUAUGAGGAAUGGGGAAGAAUAACAUAUCAGCCCACCCUGGAGACUAGUACUGACACACACACCCUAAAGGGUGCCUUGGCAUUUAACACAAGAGCCCUGGCUGGCACAUCAAAGCUUUUCCUCCCAAGAUGACAAGAUGGGAGGAAGCUCCACGUGCUGGAUUUCUGCUAGUCAGAGGAGCCUUGCCAAACAAGAGUGAGCAGCCAUAGAUCUAAGGCUAGGGGGAAGCUUGCAGUCAGCAAUACUAAGGUAAAGGUAAAAGUUCAUGACCCCUGGAUGGUUAAAUCCAGUCUAACUUGAUUAUGGGGUUGCUGCGCUCAUCUCACUUCAGGCCGAGGAAGCCGGCGUUUGUCCGCAGCUUUCUGGGUCAUGUGGCCAGCAGGACUAAACCGCUUCUGGCGCAAGGGAACAUCACGAUGGAAGCCAGAGCGCACAGAAAGGCCAUUUCCCUUCUGGCUGCAGUGGUAACUAUUUAUCUACUUGCACUAGUAUGCUUUCGAACUGCUAGGUUGGCAGGAGCAGGGACAGAGAAACGGGAGCUCACCCCAUCGUGGGGAUUCAAACUGCUGACCUUCCAAUCAGCAAGCCCAAGAGGCUCAGUGGUUUAGACCACAGUGCCACCUUGCUAUAUCCAUUCUUCACAGAAAUUGUGACAGGUAUAGAAUAGGUAGGGGCUGGGAAAGAGAGAGAAGCUGGAGACUGUAAUGCCGAGGGGAGGAACGCCCAGCUGUAUCACCCUAUGGUUUCCCUUCCUUAUUCUUACAGCCGCCAAGUCACUGA
Podarcis lilfordi (Lilford's wall lizard) is the source of this 16689-nucleotide messenger RNA. NCBI's taxonomy places the organism in Eukaryota, Metazoa, Chordata, Lepidosauria, Squamata, Lacertidae. The record is from the annotation of a GenBank genome assembly.